Messenger RNA from Ictalurus furcatus (blue catfish), 2660 nucleotides. It is a transcript of the gene dnaaf2, whose product is annotated as dynein axonemal assembly factor 2. The coding region runs from base 496 to 2424 and encodes 642 amino acids. Gene Ontology annotation, biological process: axonemal dynein complex assembly. The record is from RefSeq and is a predicted model, not a curated record. Gene Ontology annotation, cellular component: cytoplasm. The transcript is spliced from 2 exons. NCBI's taxonomy places the organism in Eukaryota, Metazoa, Chordata, Actinopteri, Siluriformes, Ictaluridae.
GUGAUGAAGCAAGCACAUUUGUAUUUGUGUGUGUGUGUUUGUGUUUUAAUCCACUCGCGUGACUCCAUAACUGAUGUGCUGUCGUUAGCUCUGCUCUAACUUCCGGCUGGCUUGGGUCUGGCACGGUGCUUCACUGGAUCUGCUGCUGCAGCCCUGCGGAUGGAUGCUAUUGAAAGUCGCCCAAACAGGAGGAAUUAUUUCCAAUCAGGCAACCACAGACACGCUCUUGUGCGCGGAGCUUCCGUCUCCCCAACAAGAAACGAAGAGCAGGUUUCCAUGGCAAUGUAAACACUGAGCCGUUGAGUUGAGACUUGAAACCCGUAUUUAGCUUAAUUUCUUAAACUUUAAAUUUAGAUCAUAACUUUAAAGUGAGUUAAAGCUGUACACAUCAUAACACAGGAUACAGCUAUAUUUUAACUGUUCUUUCGACGUCUCGACAGUAUUUUAUACAGUUGUUGCUAGCCCAGCUAGCUGUUUCCGUGCGAUAAAUUUAUCAUGGAUUUUGGCAACAAACUAGAAGAACUUAAUAUGACGACUGACGAAAUAAACCGUUUCAGUAAAGCCAUGAAUGAUGAGAAGUUUUGUGAGCUGCUCCAUGAGUACGCGCAGGAAAUAUCAAACCCCGAGAACAAGAAAAAGUAUGAGGAGGAAAUCACACAGCUGGAGCAAGAGAGGGGCAUGGAGGUCAAAUUUAUCCAUCCCACUGCCCACCAUGUGCUGAAGACCAGUGUGAAUGGUAAAGAGAAGUGUUUUAUCAAUAUCUGCUCAAAUAGCCUAAUCAAUAAGCCCACAUGUGAAGCCAGAAGGGCUGAAAAUGGCCAGGUUGGGCAGUGCUGGUCACUGCCAUACUCUCUAACGCCUGGCAGACCUGAUAGAGACGGCAAGGGCAAUAAGUGCAUGAUAUAUGAUGUUGUUUUUCAUCCAGACACACUCUACAUGGCAGACAAAAACACAAGAUUCAUGAAACUUGUGAACAGCACUGCCACACAAGGUGUAGAGGAUGCCUUUAAAGUCACACUGGACAAAGCCAAUUCCUUAUUGAAAAAAAAACAAUACAAAGGUGUGCCUCAGCCAGCUAUAAUACGUAAACCAAUCCCUGGUCAGCCCAGGAAAGAAGAAUCCUCUCCUCAUGACAAAGCUUUCCAUAUACUUUACCCAGACACUAUGCCAAUUAAAAAUCCCACACCUCCCUCAUCUUCUCUAACCCAAAGUCCUAUCAAACAAAGUUCUUUUAUGCCUAUACAACCACAUUACACUAUCAAGUAUAGAUCAUUGGUGGAUCUGCAGGACUACAGAUGCUCAAGAGACUCGGCUCCAAGUCCACGACCAAAAGAGAUUGUUAUUACCAUAGAUUUACCACUUCUCAAAUCAGCAGCAGAUGUUGACCUAAAUGUGACUGACAGAAUGCUGGCUUUAGAGUCUCAAAAGCCAGACUACAAACUGGAGCUACAGUUAUCCUAUCCUGUGGAUGAUGACAAAGGAGAUGCCAAAUUCAACAAGGCUACAAAACAGCUUACCAUAACGCUAGCCAUACGACCAGCUAAGAACCGUGCUGUGGUUCAUGUCGAGGGAACUCAGGCUGAAAGUGAUGACAGAGAUGUGAUGGGGAGUGCCAAUAAAGCGAAUGAAGCAGUAUUUGAAGCAGAACUGGUCAAAGAUGAACAGAGUGAGCUGAACAUCUUAGAUGCAAGUUGUGAAGCACAGACUCAGGAAAACAGACCUGUACAGAAAGAGGAAGAUGAAGAUACGCACUUCUCCUCUGUUGAGGUAGAAAGUUAUCAAAUGAACUCUUUGGAAUCCAAAUCUAAACCUUUACAUUUGGUCAGGGUAGAUACAACACUCACUUGUGAAAUAAACAACACAGAAACAUCCAGAUCAUCUGAGAAUGCUAUGAACGGGCCAAAAAAGGGUUUCCUUCAAAGUGCAUAUAUAUGUACACAAAAUAUGUCCUUAGAGGCUCAUGCUAAUAAAGAGACUGAAAACAAUCAAGACAAGGAGAACCUUCACUCAGGUGUCAAAUCAGUACAAGAAACAUUACAUGAUGUUCAAAAUAGUCCUGCCAACUCAUCCAAUUUGGCAACAGGAAAAUCUGAGGUGGAGCCAUCAGUGAUCAGUGACGGACCAAACCAGCUGAAUUCUCCAUUAGACAAAGACACUAUAAAGGGUUCAUGCAGACUUAAGGUGACUGGGGCAUUGUCUGAAGAUGAAAAUAGCUCUACCAAACUCAGUUCUACCCUAGUGCCACCGAAUGAGCAAGUGGAUAAUGUUGAUUCUUCCAAACAGAGCAAAACAGUUUUCAGUAUUACCACUGCUCCCAUCCUUAGAGAGAAAAACCCUGAAGACGGCAAUGAGGUUAUUUUUAUUGAUCAUACCACUUCUGCUGCUCUCGCCUUCCAGAAUACUCUAUGGUUUGAGCUUGACUAACAACAUGGCUCACUUAUGUUAAUUUAUGGCCAACAUAUUUGAUCAACAUAUGCUUAACUUGUAUUUUAUUCAUUUAUUAUGCAUUUGUUAGUGAUGUUAUAGUAAUGAAUAACAUAUAGUGAAUAACACCACUAAUGCUUGACAUACAGUAGGUAUCCAUACAGACUUAAAAAAUAUUGACUUAUAAUAUUUAAACAUUGACAGUCAAUAAAUAAAAGAAAUGUGCUCUGCUUUAA